Molecule: messenger RNA, 1308 nt
Organism: Schistosoma rodhaini
Lineage: Eukaryota; Metazoa; Platyhelminthes; Trematoda; Strigeidida; Schistosomatidae
Source: the annotation of a GenBank genome assembly
AUGACCUGGGAUUGUUUGUUGUCUAUGGUUUUUGGACUAAUCCUUAGAAAUUUGGUCAAGAAAUAUGCAUCGAAAAACGUUUUAGAUAGUCUCACAUAUUCAUCAUUAGAUCAGUGGGACUCUGUCAAUGAAGGGAUAUAUUUACAAAACCAUGGGAUUUCUGCCUAUGAGGGGGAUGUAGUACAUCAGCCUCCUUUGUUGCUAUUAAUGUGGUCUUACUUAUUGAAGCUGACGAAUGGAGAUGCGACUUAUUAUCAUUUGGCUCUUGAAUUCAUCUUGCUGAUUUCCUUGUUCAUAUUUUGUGGGUCGAUGUUUAAUUGUUUUCUCUCGAUUCAACAUCGUGACAAGUCUUCCGUACACCAUUCAUCAAAACACCUUUUAUUGAAAGAAAUAGAUCUCCAGAAAUUUCAGGCACUUUCAGUGAUAUGGUACGCGCUUAAUCCAUACUCGAUACUGAUUUCAGCUGCUCAGUCGACAUCUGUAGUGUACAAUAUUGUCUUUCUAUGGAUCAAUCUAUCUGUCUGCAGAGGUCAUCUGUUAUUGGCUGCUGCGCUUUGCGCUGUUGGAUGUUACAUUCGUAUAUAUCCAGGAUAUUUAAUGUUUCCAGUUUUAGCUGCCGCUUACAUUCAGUAUCCUAAUCCAUCGAAAGGGAUAAUUUCUCUUUUAUCUAAUCUCCUAUUACCAUUGGUUACUUUCAUUGGAAGUAUUUCAAUUUUAUUAUGGAUUAGUUAUAUUAUACAAAAUCAUGAUUGGAGUUUUUUAACAUCAGUUUAUUGGAAUACUAUCACUAUAACUGAUUGUACACCUCAAAUGGGUAUCUUUUGGUAUAUGUUUGUUGAAAUGUUUGAUCAUUUCAGUGAAUUUUUCACAUGGGUUUUUCAACUACUUAUUUUCACUAUAGUAGUUGGUUUGACAAUUAAAUUUAAUCGUAAUCCGUUAUAUAUAUGCCUUGUAAUAUCAUUUAUUAUCAAUGUAUUACAACCAUAUCAUAAUAUUGGAGAACUUGGCCUCUUAAUAUCUAUUCUACCAAUGUGGAGUCAUCUUUUAAAACAAACCCGAAUGUUAUUUAUUUCGUCGUGUUGUUUGUUGACUGCAUUGAUUCUUAGUCCAUUAUUUCAUUACAUCUGGUUGCAACCGGGUACAGGAAAUGCGAAUUUCUAUUUCGCUGCAUCAUUGGUGCAUGCAUUUGGACAGGUUAUCCUUAUUACAGAUUUAUUAAAUGCUUAUGGAAAAUAUGAAUUUUUUUUACAUCAUGGUUCCAAUCUUCAAUUGAGUACUGGUGAAAAAUUAAAAUUAAUUCAAGAAUAA